GAUGGUCCUGAUGAUCCUGAUGGUCAGAAUCCAGCCCGCAAGAUACCGUGCUGCGCACGCCGGUGCAGCGCCCCUUCUGGUUUCUGCCAAGACCGCCUGCCGCGCCUGGUCAACUCUGCCGUUGUUCGUCGCCCUCCUCGCCGGCUGUCGGCCAAACCCUGCUUGAAAAGCCCCCGCUCCCCGCCAGCCUUUGUGGUCUGGUCUUCCAACAGCCUCUUCCUCUCACCCCGUCUCGUCUACACAUCGGCCUGCUAUCGGCCUUCCACCGAUCCGCCUCGGUCUGCCCCGGUUUGCCUCGGCUGCCCAAACGCCAAGACGCUCCCAACACAUCCUGCUUCCUCGCAAACGGACCUCCAGCCCAAGCAUCCAAUCACUCUCGGACCGCAGUCUUCUCCUGUCGAUCGGAUAUGAGCACGUUCCAGUCCUCCAGCAACCCGUUCGAGAGCCCGCUCGACAAUCCCUUUGAAACCAUUGUCCAUCCGCCGCCGACGCUGCUCACCAGCCAGCGGCUUCCUUCGCCGUCGUCCUUUCCCUCCACAAACCCGUUUGCCCAAGAUGCCGAGCGAGAGAUGCAAGAGCGACUCGCAAAAUCGAGCCAUCCAGCGGACAUUGACAUGGCUGCUUCCGACUCGCUGACGGCACCGCUCGAUGCAAGCAGUGGUGCAAGUCUGCCUUUGAUUUUCCAGCAUAAUUCAGCCACAUCCUCCGUGUCCUCCCUCUCUGCCGAUACCUCUGCACCGACUCUUGCCUCCUCUGUUCCUCUGCUCCCCUCUCUACCGCUGUCGGCAAACCUCCAGUCAUAUUCGCUCUCGGUUGCUUCCUCUGCUUCCCUCCCUCCUCGUCCCAAAGUUCCUGCCGUGAUUCCUCUGGCUCCUCUCGCCAUCUCAUCCAUGCCGGCACCCUCAAUCUCGGUUCAGCCACCAUCUGCACUUCCAACCCGAGCAAGCCCGGCCCUCCUCGAUCCUGCUGGUCAUGCGCCCUCGUUUUCAGCAGCGCACACUCCAUCUCCUGACGAAAUCGAGCGGCUCGACCAUCUCCUGGCUGCCCAGCUGGCGCUGCAGGCAGAGCCGACUUCGACCAGCACCCACGACACCUCGAACGACGAGGCCAUUGCCCGCUUCCUGUCAAUGGAAGACCCCGCCUCAGAGUCGACCCCAAGCCAGUCGCCAGCCUCCACCCGCCGUCCAAGCACAUCUGUCCCCAUCAACACCAUCUCUGGUGCCCGGUCAGCCUCCCAAGUGAACCACGAGCCUUCGUCCCUGGCUCUAGCCGAUACCAGCUGCGACGAAGCACUGGCACUGGCGCUCUCAGAGGAAGAAGCCAACGAGUUGGCUGGAACUGGAUCAAGCUCAAGCUACCUUCAAUCGACUGCUCCUCGGCUCGCACCUGUUAUUUCGCCGCCUCCCUCGGCAUCAUCGUCCGGUGCUCCACCGUACAGUAUCAACGUUCCCAGGGGACAUCGAGACGAGCUCCCAUCGUAUUCUGAGGCCGUGGGCACCUCAUCGCGCCCGAGCCUGUCGAGGCCGCGCAUAGCCAGUCGAACCAUCAUGCACUCUUCAAACCCCCAGGUUGCCCAGACAUUCAGCAUCAAGGUCCAGGAGACACUCUCUGUCACGUCAUUCUCGUUCAACUCGAUGAGCGACGAUCCAGCCUCGAGCAGUUAUCAAGUCAACUUUCUGCAGUACGGCAGUAUUGAUAUUUUGUCAUCGAGCCAAGGCGUCCUCUUCAAACUCUACACAUCCUCCUACAAUACCCGCUCCCCGGCUGUCACGCUUCGCCAGUUCAAAGUGCUGCCCGAGUCGCGACAUGGCUACGGGCUCUUGGACGUCCAAAUGGUCGGCCUCUUCAACCCCAAGCACCAGUUCUUCGGCGCCGACCACAGCGAGUAUGCCUGGAAGCGGAUCGACGGCGAGCUGCAUCUCCUGCGCUAUCCUACCAAGAUUCUUGUGGCCCGCAUCGCCAUCUCGAGCGACCGACGAAACCGGUCGCAAGCGGCCAUGGGCACCCUCACCAUCUACCAGAGCGGCAACCUGAUCGCCGCCGAGGUCGUGGCCAUCGGCGGUAUCUUGUCGGGGCUGCUGCAUCUGAUGAACUGAGAGGCCCUCGCCGCUCAAGCGGGCCAGCCGAUGUGGCCAUUGCUGCUAGACUGCUGUGAAUCGAUAUGUACUGGCGCCGGAUACAUGGAGACGGAGUGGGGUGACGAGCGAGCAGUGUCUGUCCAUGGGAGUCUCACUGAAAUGUAGUCCCGCCGAAUGACGCUGUUGUCGAGUUGGUCCUGGUUGAUCUUGGCUGUUCUGUCCAUGGCGCCCACUGGCUGGUUUUCAUGGAUGAUCGUCGACCUGCACCGAUGCCGCGAUGUGUUCCAUUCAGAAAUGAAGCCACAUUGACUACAUUGCACUUUCACCGAUCCAUUGCGCCGCUCGCACGAGCGCCACCGCCAUCCUGCAAGCAGCGUCAAAGUGCUUGUCACCAGAAGCUGGUAUUGCGAGAUAUAUAUUCGAACAAUACUACGCAAUGAAAUGUACACAA
Polychytrium aggregatum is the source of this 2529-nucleotide messenger RNA. RefSeq lists its product as uncharacterized. NCBI's taxonomy places the organism in Eukaryota, Fungi, Chytridiomycota, Chytridiomycetes, Polychytriales. The record is from RefSeq and is a predicted model, not a curated record. The coding region runs from base 408 to 2096 and encodes 562 amino acids. The transcript has 5 exons.